Darwinula stevensoni is the source of this 1257-nucleotide messenger RNA. The record is from the annotation of a GenBank genome assembly. NCBI's taxonomy places the organism in Eukaryota, Metazoa, Arthropoda, Ostracoda, Podocopida, Darwinulidae.
AUGACGGAGACCGAAGAAGGAAAACGCGUAGCAGAUACUAUCAUAGAGCAAAAAAACCGUUUUAAUCUGGCCAAUAAAGAUUUUGCCAUCCUGUACCGUACCAAUGGGCAGUCAAGAAUUUUUGAAGAGCAACUCAGAAGAUACAACAUUGCUUACCGGGUGUAUGGUGGCUUGUCCUUUUAUUCCCGCAAAGAGAUCAAGGAUCUGAUAGCCUACAUGCGAGUCACCAUCAAUGAUAAAGAUGAUGAAGCACUCAAAAGGGCCAUCAACUACCCCAGACGUGGCAUAGGUGAUAGUACUGUAGAUCAAAUAUCACAACUCGCCGAAGACAACGAUAUGAGUAUGUGGGAAGUGCUCACAAAAAUUGAAUUUAACAACCGCUCCCGUAAAAGUUUAGGUGAAUUUGUACAGUUGAUCCAUGCCUUCAAAACUAAAGUAGCAAAAUCCAAUGCUUAUGAAAUAGCAGACUAUAUCUACCGAAACAGUGGUAUAGAAAAGCUUCUGAAAGAUGAUAAAUCACCGGAAGGACUGGGAAGGGUAGAGAAUAUCGUUUCGCUUCUGGAUGGUAUUCAGGAGUUUGUGCAGGAUGACGAGCUGGAAGCAGGUGAAGAAGGUUCUACUGACAGAAGCCUAUCAGCGUAUCUUCAGACUAUCUCUCUGAUGACAGAUCAGGAUCAGAAAGAAGAAAAUCCUGACAAUGUCACCUUGAUGUCGGUGCAUUCAGCCAAAGGCCUUGAAUUCAAAUCAAUAUUUGUGGUCGGCUUGGAAGAAAACCUUUUUCCCAGCUACAUGGCACUGGUGGAUAGUAACGAUGUUGAUGAAGAACGUCGCCUGUUUUAUGUAGCCAUAACACGUGCUGAAGAACAUCUCUGUCUCACGUACGCCAACAGCCGAUACCAAUACGGCCAAAUGCGAUACAAUGACCCAAGCCGCUUCCUGGAAGAGAUUUCUGACAGCAAUCUUGAUUCCAUUAUAUCCAUUACAAAAAAACAGGAAUUCCCUGAGCCAAAGAUACUUGGCAAUUUCAAACCAUUGGGAUCCAAAAAACCCAUGCUUUCUAUCAAUCCUGAUGACUUUGUCGCUGCUAAUCCCAAUGACAUCAAACCAGGUAUGGAAGUCAUUCACCUGAAAUUUGGUCAAGGCAAGGUGCUUUCUGUGGAUGACCGUCUUGUAGCGACUAUCAUUUUUGAUGGAUUGAGUGAUACACCGGAGAAACGUAUCAUGCUUCAGUUUGCAAAAUUGCAGAUAGUGGAGUAA